Messenger RNA from Heterobilharzia americana, 984 nucleotides. Lineage: Eukaryota; Metazoa; Platyhelminthes; Trematoda; Strigeidida; Schistosomatidae. The record is from the annotation of a GenBank genome assembly.
AUGCAUAACACAAUUUUCAUUCCAAAAUCAUUCUAUUGUCGACAUUCAAGAAUACUAAGUGUUAUAAUAUGGUUUGUGUUUGGUAUCAUCGUUGGAGUAUAUAUCGGUUAUGAUAAAAAUCCACAUUUUUCAUCAACUAAUGAUCCAAGAGACAAUAAUUUCAUCUUUAUAGGUGGACAUGAAAGUACUGGAACCGGUUUAAUGAGAAUUCUACUUGAUGUUCAUCCAUUAGUACGAUGUGGUCCUGAACCAGUGAUUACAACACCUUUACUCCGUUUGAAAAAGUUAUCCGAAAGUAAUAUGUAUCAACUUGAAGCUGCUGGUAUCUAUUCAACUGUAUUCAAUCGAGCUAUAGCUGCAUUCAUCAGUGAAAUUAUCAUUAAUAUGGGUCAAUCAGCUGAACAUUUAUGCCAUAAACAACCAUUUUCAUUUUAUUAUUUAAAAUAUUUACAUGAAAUAUUUCCAAAAGCAAAAUUUAUUCAUAUGACACGUGAUGGUCGUGCAGCAAUUGCCUCUUCCAUUAGACGAAAAGUUAAUCCAUUAUACAUUCCUAAUAAACCAUAUAAAGCAUUCACUUAUUGGGAGGAUUUAACAACAAUAAUAUUGAAAGAAUGUAUAAAGAUUGGUUCAUCCCAAUGUAUAACUGUACGUUAUGAAGAUUUAAUUUUAAAUACACAGAAUGAAGUACAAAGAGUGUUGAGUUUUCUUGGCUUACCUUGGGAUCCAGUAGUGCUGAAACAUGAAACUGUGAUUAAAAAAGUUUCCAAUCUGAGUCCAUAUGAAGCAAGUUCAAAACAAGUCAUCAAUAAAAUUCAUGAAAACUCUUUAUUAUCAUGGGCAAAUAAUGAUUCAAUUCUACCAAGACAAUUAGUGGAAACAAUUCAUUUGAAUAGUAAACUUCUGCACAAAUUAGGAUAUGCUCAACUUGGUUUUCCACCGAAUUAUUCUUUAUUGAAACCGAUUGAAAAUUCUAUGAAACUGUAA